Lucilia cuprina (Australian sheep blowfly) is the source of this 2046-nucleotide messenger RNA. RefSeq names its product protein ABHD18. The record is from RefSeq and is a predicted model, not a curated record. Lineage: Eukaryota; Metazoa; Arthropoda; Insecta; Diptera; Calliphoridae. Bases 250 to 1611 code for a protein of 453 amino acids. The transcript has a single exon.
UGUAAAUAUUUACAAUUUUGCUUAAAAAUACUAAAAUCUAUAUUUUAUUCUAAAUCGGGGUUUCGUGAUCGGCGUAAAUUAAUAUUUGAAGCGUAGAAUUAUGCUAAAUUUUGUAUUUAAUGGAUAACAAUUUCAUUGCAAAGAGUUUGUUUACUUCACACGCUUGCGUUGUUUUCCGGGUUUGGAAAGACAAAUUGCCUCUGCAAAAACAAUUUAUAUAAUAUUAACGGGAAACAAAUAAUAAUAAUAAUGCCUCCCAGUAAAUUAGAUAGUAUAUACCGCCGUAUGUUAAUAACCCGUUUCUUUGAAAGAGGAUGGGGUAAACCGGAAAAUUUACAAAAAUUAUUUCAAUUUCGCAAAAUUAUUUCGCGUCGUGAUACGUGUUUUCCUUUAGUACCCAAAGAUUACCCAGUACAAAUUGUCAAAGAAGAGAGAUAUCCCGACUGUGUGGUAUUGGAAGGACAUUUCCUUACUCCUUUGGAAUUACAUCUACCAGGUAUAGUGCCUAAGAAAGCACAGACCGCUCAUUUCCAAGUUGUUUUACCUAAUCAUUGGCAGGAUAGGCAUCAACCAAUGUGCAUACACUUGGCAGGAACUGGUGAUCAUUUCUUUUGGAGACGGCGUAAUUUAAUAGCAAAACCUUUGUUAAAGGAGGGAAACAUUGGUUCCAUAAUAUUGGAAAAUCCAUUUUAUGGUACCCGCAAACCGGACAAUCAAGUACGUUCUAAUCUUCAUAAUGUUUCGGAUAUAUUUGUAAUGGGCGGUUGUCUUAUACUAGAAUGCCUGGUCUUACUACAUUGGUGUGAACGUAAUGGCUUUGGGCCCUUGGGUAUAACCGGUUUGUCAAUGGGAGGACAUAUGGCCUCUUUGGCUGCUACUAAUUGGCCGAAACCUCUAGUACUAGUGCCUUGUCUUUCGUGGUCGACAGCUGCUACAGUUUUUACCACGGGGGUUAUGAGCCAAUCGAUUAAUUGGGAUAUGCUGGAGACCCAAUACUAUUCCGAUGGCAAAUACUGUGAGCGAUUAUCAAAAAUGGUCACGGUCAUUGAUGAUGCCUUUAUGGCAGGACAAAAAUUUAUACGCAAUUUUAGCCAAUCUAUGAUUGAACUAGAAGAAGAUAUUAAAAACUCAAAAACCAACAAUUUACCCAACUCGAAAAAUACUCCUGAAGAUAAUCACUCUUUAACUAGACUAAUGAAAUACAUACUACCCACGACUAGUAAUGAUAAUAAAAUAAAUAUAACGAAAAUCAAUUGGUGGGAACGUGAAGCCUUACAGUUUAUGCGUGGCAUGAUGGAUGAAUGCACGCAUCUGAAAAAUUUUUCCGUACCCAAAGAAACUUCUCUAACAAUUGCGGUUUGUGCCAAAGAUGAUGCUUAUGUGCCGCGCGAAGGUUGUACGGGUUUAGAGGAUAUAUGGCCGGGAGCAGAAAUUCGUUAUUUAGAUGCUGGUCACGUGAGCGCUUAUGUUUUGUAUCAGAAACUUUUUCGAUCGUGUAUUAUAGAGGCAUUCGAAAGAGCGAAGAAGUUGGAGACCGGUGUAAAUAAUGAAAACACAGACAACAAACUGACGUAUCAUCAACUUUUGGACAAAUAUGUAAACGCGUUGUAACAGUGGCAAUAUUUAACCUUUUUAUAUAGUGUAAUUUUUUUUCUUAAAAGGGCUAGUUUUAUAGGAAAUUCCAUAGUUUAUUAUACCUUUUGAAAUGCUGUUUUUCAGUUUAGUUUAUUUUUGUAUGAGCCAUGAGCAGUAUAGAUAUUACACAGGUCAACAGAAUUUUUAAAAAGUAGAACUCCAGUGUUCAAAUUAUACACUUCUACAGGAAAGAGCUGUGUUGGCCAUAUUUGAGACAUUAUAGUAGCACAAGGACUUUUAUAAUUUUGUUAUAUCAUAUGCAUGUCCAAUCUGUCGAGUAUAAAACAAAGAUCUAAAUUUUUUGUAUCUUCUCCCUUCUAAGAGAUAUAAUAUUUCCAUUAUUUCACGGCAAACACUUCGAACGAUAUCUCAGUUAAUACAAGAUAUUUAAAAUUUGCUGUCCAGUGUUAU